Syngnathus typhle (broad-nosed pipefish) is the source of this 2974-nucleotide messenger RNA. Its product is annotated as copine-3-like. Gene Ontology annotation, molecular function: calcium-dependent phospholipid binding; receptor tyrosine kinase binding. Gene Ontology annotation, biological process: ERBB2 signaling pathway; cellular response to calcium ion. The transcript is spliced from 16 exons. Bases 614 to 2230 code for a protein of 538 amino acids. Gene Ontology annotation, cellular component: plasma membrane. The record is from RefSeq and is a predicted model, not a curated record. NCBI's taxonomy places the organism in Eukaryota, Metazoa, Chordata, Actinopteri, Syngnathiformes, Syngnathidae.
UCAUGAUUUGCCUUUCUAGACCUAUUGGCGAGUCCACCAUCGAAUCUCCUGACUAAUAGGGAUUACAUGUGAUGGAUGUUUUUGUGAUCCAUAAACUUGUUCAGGUUUUGCAGAUUGUCCCACCAUUUGAAGAGGAAGGUGUUUGCGAUGAGUUGAAACUAGGGGUGUAAACCGCGGGUUUUGUCACGAUAUCAGCACGAUACGGUAUUUGCCGAUAUCUUAAACCUUGCUGUGAUUCAUUCACGAUACAUCACGAUAUAGUGCUCUACGAUCAAUACAUAUUUUUUUUAAAUAGAAAAUAUAGAACAUUAUCCUGAUUUAUAAAUAUUCAUACGCAAAAUCAACAAGCUACUGCACGUGUCUUGUCCGUUGAGUCAUCUUUUCUUUGGAAUCCAAAGUGCUUCCAAAGAAUGACUUGAAGCCUAAAGGGGAGCCAAUUUUCUCGUCUUUUUGGACAUGAGCCAUAGCACCAGCCCAGGAGCCGCGUACUAGUUGUCGACUCCCCUUUCACGUGCCUGCUCUGCUCACAACAUCGUAACAUUCGUUAUUGGACUUUAAAGACGUGUGUCACUUUUCUAACGAUCUUUGACUCCACCCUGGUAACAAAUCAGACAUGGAAGCUCAGUGUGUGACCAAAGUGGAGCUAACCGUUUCCUGUGAUAAUCUUUGGGAUAAAGACACUGGAUCCAAACCAGACCCUCUGUGCGUGCUGUUAACGAGCACCUCAGAGUACCAGUGGUAUGAGUUGGAACGCACAGAAAAAGUCCAGAAUUGCCUUAACCCAAAGUUUGCCAAGAAGUUUGUCAUCGACUACGACUUUGAGAUGGUGCAGGAAUUACAAUUUGGGGUUUAUGACAUUGAAAUUAAGACCGUUGAUCUGAGUGAUGAUGACUGCUUAGGAGAACUGGAGUGUACCUUGGGCCAGGUGGUGUCCAAUAAAAAACUGACCGGGCCGCUGCUCUUGAAGAACAAAUUCCAUGCAGGAAAAGGGACCAUCACAAUCAGUGCUGAAGAAAUGAAAGAUAACAGGGUGGCAAAUUUCGAGGUGGAAGCAAGAAAACUGGACAACAAGGAUUUUUUGGGGAAGUCUGACCCGUAUCUGGAAUUUUACAAGCAAACACAAACUGGAUGGCAACUGGCUCACAGGACAGAGGUGGUGAAGGACAACUUGAAUCCAACAUGGAGACCCUUCCGAAUCCCCCUGCAAUCUCUCUGCGGAGGAGACCUGGACAAACCUAUAAAAGUUGAAUGCUUUGAUUAUGACAGCGACGGCUCACAUGAUCUUAUCGGUACGUUUGAGACCACCAUGAAGCGUCUUCAAGAAGCAUCGCGCACUUCUCCGGUGGAAUUUGAAUGCAUCAACAGUCAAAAGAAACAACAGAAGAAAAGCUACAAGAACUCUGGUGUUGUGAGUGUGAAGCAAUGCCAGGUGGUCAAAGAGUACACAUUCCUGGAUUACGUUAUGGGGGGCUGUCAACUCAACUUCACUGUUGCAAUCGACUUCACUGGUUCGAACGGAUAUCCAAAGUCACCUGAGUCUUUGCAUUACAUCAGUCCACAGGGAGAAAAUGAAUACCUCUCUGCUAUUUGGUCAGUGGGCAAUGUUAUCCAGGACUAUGAUAGUGACAAGAUGUUUCCGGCAUUUGGCUUUGGCGCCCAGAUUCCGCCAGCAUGGCAGGUUUCCCAUAAAUUUCCACUCAAUUUCAACCCCGCAAAUCCAUUCUGUGCAGGUGUCGAAGGGAUCGUGGAGGCCUACAGGGAUUGCCUUCCUAAAGUUAAACUUUAUGGUCCUACUAACUUCUCACCAAUCAUCAACCACGUAACGUGUUAUGCACACCAUGCCAUGCUGCAAAGCACUGCAUCACAAUACUUUGUGCUGCUCAUCAUCACUGAUGGAGUGAUCACUGACAUGGAUGAUACACGUAAUGCCAUCGUCAACGCUUCGCGUCUGCCCAUGUCCAUCAUAAUCGUUGGGGUGGGCGGCGCGGACUUCACCGACAUGGAGUUCCUGGACGGAGAUGACGGCCAUCUCCGCUCUCUUACUGGCGAGCCUGCCAUGCGUGACAUUGUUCAAUUUGUACCAUUCAGGAAGUUUCAAAAUGGUCCAAAAGAAGCACUGGCCAAGCGUGUGUUGGCUGAGGUUCCAGGUCAGCUGGUGGAGUUUUGCAACCACAUGAAGCUGAGCCCACCCAACAACAAUCCUGCUGCAAAGUCUCCAGAGGCCAUCUGAUGUUGCUGCGCAAAUCGAUCGGAUCCAUCACGAUCACACAGUACCUUUUUUUUUUUUUUAAACUUGAUUUUUUUUUUAACCUUCUCCUAAAACAAAUUAUUGUCCAAUCAUACUCUAUGAAGCAUAUUGUAAAAAAAAAAAAAAAAAUUAUAAACAAAUAUUUUCAGGUAGCUCACAAAAACCUGGACCAUUGCUGAGCAAUUUAAUAGGCAAUUAGCUGUAUUCAACAUUUCAUUUACGUUAUACUCGUAUGUACACUGCUGCUUUGUAAUCUGUAGUAUAGGCUCUUAGAAAAAACUUUUAUCGCGCCAGUCUUAAACUCGUGCCAUGAAGAGUUAGAUUAAAUAAUUUUACGUCUAUCCUGUCAGUAGUACAAACAAGUUUGCGGACUCAAGUUUACGUCUUCAUGUAAUGACAUAGCUAAUUACAAUGCUGAUUUUUGCACAAGGAUUAUUGUCGCUUUUACAUUGUCAUUUUAUUUCCUGAAAUGCCAAAACCCUGCAUUACCAUAUAGUAUGCUAUAUUUUUUUAAGGGCACUUAUUUGACAUGUACAAAUGCCAUCAUUUAAUUACUUUCUCGUUGUAUCUUCCAGUUACUUAAUGCAGAAUAGCUUGACUGAUUAAAAUAACCUAGAGGAGUAAUGCUACAAAACUAGCACUCUUUUGCUAACACAAAUAUGCACCAGUGUUAAUAUACAGUCGACAUGUUUAUUGCAAAUAAAAAGACAAUGCGAUUCAACACUU